UGAUCUACAAAAGGGACAUUGAAGAAGUGUAUUUUUAGUGUAUUUUCAAUUAAUUGUGAUAUAUAUAGUGUUCGCAUCAUGCAGUUACAGUUUUCUAUAAGCAUUACUGAUAAGAUUGUGAUUUUGUGCUGCUUCUUGAAGCUAAUCGUCGCUGGUGUUCUUCAACAAAGAUUUCCUUGUGCGCCGGUUGAUGUAAUUUCUGCGAACGGUGCCGCGGUACCGGUGGCUUGUGCCCUCAAAGCUAUCGGAAGUAAAGCAGAACCGGCACUUCCGACUUACGUCAAGGUCAACACUCCGAUCUCGUAUAGGCCACUGCCGAAGACUUCAUCAUUGGUGUACAUAGCGCCGCCAAUUUUUAAAACGGCCUCGGCUGUUGUUGCAACCGAGCCAAAAGGCGAGAAAGAGGCAGAAUUUACGGCAUAUCCGAGAUACUCGUUCAAUUACGGUGUCCUGGAUGGAUACACGGGGGAUUCGAAGUCAGCAUGGGAAGAAAGGGAUGGAGACACCGUAAAAGGCGAAUAUUCUGUCGUCGAGGCAGAUGGGUCGAUUAGAACAGUCACCUACACGGCUGAUGACCAUAAUGGCUUUAAUGCUGUCGUAACAAGGAACGAGCCUCCGAAGAAUGCGAGGCAAGACGUUAAUGUGAAAAGAUUUCUACCGGCUACGAUUCUUCCUGAACCUCAUUAGAGGCAAAUCAAUUACUCCGUGAAGCGUUUCCACCAUUUUUCUUCCAUGCGAAUUGUUGAACCUUUUGUGAAGAGUGAAGAGAUUUGUUAACGCGGAGAAAGUGAAAAUGCGCAAUAUAUUAUACAAACAGUUAUUACUGCCCACUUUGUUGACAGAUGACAUAUUUGGAACACGUGUGCAAACACGCUAACACGCUAAUUCUAUGACCAUUUUCAACGCAUUUCAAUUUCCUCUUUUCAUGAGGUUCAACACUAGUAGUUCUAACUUAUGUAGAGAAGCAUGAAAUAAAGAUCGAUUUCUUUAUUAACAAUAUUUUAUUUAAAUAUAGUGGAUACAAAAAAUAUUUUUUUCAAUUUUUUAUAAGGUUUACUUUAAAACUUCAAUUUUACAGUUAUGGACAAUUAAAGAUUACAAAGAAAAAACCUGUAUUAAAAUAUAAUACUGCUAAAAAUAAAUAUGUAUGUUAAGAAAGGACAAGUGAAUUAACAUUUCGUCCGUUGUAUUAGUCGAUUACGUUAGUUAUUCGUUAUUAAAAACAAAAGUUUAAACUUCAUGUAACUUCACUUCCUUGUGCAAUUGUUAUUCUAUCUUUAUUACAACUAUGAACUUCGGUAUCCUAUUUUCUUUGUAUUUUACAUUAAGAUAGAACAAAGAACUUUAUACAAAAGAAAUAAAAUGAGUAAUCCAAAGUACUGCCUAAGUUCAUAAAUUUAAAACUAAAAGCUGCAUGAUAAUACUUGAACAGAUCAAUUGUAUAAAACUAAUUCUAAUCCCUGGCAACGUAUUCUGUAUUUGUCACAAAAGAAAAGAGAUACAAAAAAUAAUAUGAUUCUAAUUUUAAAUCUAAUUAGACAUUGUUCAACUGACUAAUAUAAAUUUGCAAGAUCUUAAUGUUUAAUUCUUUAUCCCUAACUAUUAGUCUCGUAUAAUACUAUAUUCAUUGCCUCUUAACUUAUCAUGUUUAUUCUUAAAUAUUAGACCAAAAAGAAUAGUUGUACGAUGAUGGUAAACUGGUCAACAUCCUCCAUCGUUCAAGCCUUUAUCUUCUAAAUAAUCCUAACAUUCCUAUUGCUAACGUAAAAGCCUUUAAUGUUCUUCACCUUUUCAUCGAAAAUCAAUGUUCACGGUGCAUUUAUGGUAAAAAAACAGUGAGAUCUUGUACAUUGAUAAGGUCGAGUGAGACAUAAAGAAACAAGUUCAUUCAAUCAUGCUCAGAUGGCCCGUUAAGUGAUGAUAACAGUUUGAGGGUAUUCUACCUAUUCCUAGAUCUUUUGUUGCUA
Messenger RNA from Megachile rotundata (alfalfa leafcutting bee), 1967 nucleotides. RefSeq lists its product as uncharacterized. NCBI's taxonomy places the organism in Eukaryota, Metazoa, Arthropoda, Insecta, Hymenoptera, Megachilidae. Gene Ontology annotation, cellular component: extracellular matrix. The record is from RefSeq and is a predicted model, not a curated record.